This is a messenger RNA of Salvelinus namaycush (lake trout), 2157 nucleotides long. Its product is annotated as E3 ubiquitin-protein ligase TRIM21-like. Lineage: Eukaryota; Metazoa; Chordata; Actinopteri; Salmoniformes; Salmonidae. Bases 299 to 1957 code for a protein of 552 amino acids. The transcript has a single exon. The record is from RefSeq and is a predicted model, not a curated record. Gene Ontology annotation, molecular function: zinc ion binding; protein binding.
GAAAGUUAAAUAUAGAUGAGGAAACUGCGCACAGAAACAACCAUUAUCCUGUUCCUCAGAAAGUUAACAUUGCAGCUUAAGAGUCUACCUUUGUAGAGAAAUUAAAGGAAAAUACAAGAUUUGUAGGUGUGUAAGAGAAAUAGAGACAGAGGGAGAUGGAAAAACCUUGACAGCUGAACCGCAGCUACCAUUCAGGAUACCGAGGUCACUGUGAGAGUGAGAAAAACCCCCACCAGUUUACGGUCUAAAUGCUGACUCAGUCUAGGACUUGUGUUUGCUCUGUUAUUGUGUUCCUGAAAUGGCGUCCUCUAGCCGUCUCCUGUCUGAAGAGCAGUUCCAGUGCUCUAUCUGUCUGGAUGUGUUCACUGAGCCUGUCUCCACUCCAUGUGGACACAACUUCUGCGAGGCCUGUAUCAGUGGAUACUGGGAUAUAACUGACCUGUGCCAGUGUCCACUGUGUAAACAAAUAUUCCACCAAAGACCCGAGCUAAAAACCAACACAGCAUUCAGAGAUAUUGUAGAGCAUUUUAAGAUGAUCAGAAUCAGAGACACAGACGAGUCCCCUGCCGAGGCUGGAGAAGUGUCCUGUGACGUCUGCACUGGGACAAGGCUCAAGGCCCUGAAGUCCUGCCUGGAGUGUCUGACCUCUUUCUGUGAGACUCACCUGCAGCCUCAUCAGAGAGUCACCGGCCUGAAAAGGCACAAGCUAAUAGACCCCGUGGAGAACCUGGAAGACAGGAUGUGUAAGAAGCAUGACAGACUGCUGGAGCUGUUCUGUAGGACCGACCAGACGUGUGUGUGUCAGUUCUGCAUUGAGACAGACCACAAGAAUCACCACACCGUCCCUCUAGAAGAAGAGUGUGGAGAGAGGAAGGUUCAGCUGGGGAAGACGAAGCGACAGAUACGGCAGAUGACCCAGGAGCGAAUGCAGAAGGUUCAGGAGGUCAAACAUUCAGUAGAGCUCAACAAGAGAGACGCAGAGAGAGAAAUAGCGGACGGCCUGCAGGUCUUCACUGCUCUGGUGUAUUCCAUUCAGAGAAGCCAGGCUGAUUUCAUGGAAGUGGUUGAGGAGAAGCAGAAAGCAGCAGAGAAUCGUGCUGAUGGGCUCAUUAAAGAGCUGGAGCAGGAAAUGACUGAGCUACAGAGGAAAAGCACUGAGCUGGAGCAGUACUCACACACUGAGGACCACCUCCUCCUCCUCCAGACCUUCCCAUCCCUGUGUACCCCGAAACACACAAAGGACUGGUCUGAGGUCAGUGUUCACAGUGAUAUGUGUUUGGGGGGACUGAGGAGAGCUGUGUCUGAGCUGGAGCAGACACUUCAGGAAGAACUAGAGAGAGAGGUGAAGAGGUUGUGUGAUGUUGAGCUGAAGACAAUUCAGCAGUGGUCAGCGGAUGUGACCCUGGACCCUGAUACAGCACAUCCAUUCCUCAUCUUGUCUAGGGACCGGAAACAAGUGAGAUAUGGAGGCACACGGCAGAAACUCCCUGACAACGCAAAGAAAUUCUAUAACCCAGAGAGGUUUUUGAAUCACCUCUCUGUCCUGGGAAAAGAGAGUUUCUCCUCGGGGAGAUUCUACUAUGAGGUGCAGGUGAAUGGAAAAGCUGAGUGGCUUUUAGGAGUGGCCAGGGAGUCCAUCAACAGGAAGAAUUACAUAAAUAUGAGCCCUGUCGAUGGCCUCUGGACUGUGUAUAUGAGGGGUGAGGAUAUCUAUGAGGCCUACACCUCUCCCCCUGUCCCUCUCUCCCUGAGAGAGAAGCCCCAGAAAGUGGGGGUGUUUGUGGAUUAUGAGGGGGGUCGUGUCUCCUUCUACAAUGUGGAGGCCAGGGCUCAUAUCUACUCUUUCAUUGGCUGCGCCUUCACUGAGAAACUCUAUCCAUACUUCAACACCUGUGAUAAUGAACUCGGUCCAAACUUAGCCCCAUUCGUCAUCUGUCCUGUCAAUCACACAGACUGAAUGAAAUGUUGUACUUUGGCACAUGAUUUUAUCUGUAAUUAGUAUGAACAUGUAAUCCUAUGGCGCAAUGAUGAGAAGAAAUAACAUCCGAAGUAAUAUGGUGUUAUGUACAGUUGAAGUUGGAAGUUUACAUACACCUUAGACAAAUACAUUUAAACUCAGUUUUUCCACAAUUCCUGACAUUUAAUCCUAGUAAAAAU